Molecule: messenger RNA, 1803 nt
Organism: Photinus pyralis (common eastern firefly)
Lineage: Eukaryota; Metazoa; Arthropoda; Insecta; Coleoptera; Lampyridae
Product: sarcoplasmic reticulum histidine-rich calcium-binding protein-like
Exons: 7
Coding region: 1-1755 (584 amino acids)
Source: RefSeq, a predicted model, not a curated record
AUGUUUCGUAACAUUGGUAUCAUAUUGGCAGUGUUUGGCAUGUGCCAAGAUUUGGUUUUUGGCUUUGGCGUUCCGUGUAACUGCGGGCUGGGGAACGGAGUUGACGUAUGCACGCCAGUGAAGGACGACACCGACAAGGAUGAUGAGUCUCGGUACCCUCUGGUUGUUCGUCCGCACACUUUGCCCAAGGUGGACAUCGAAGCCCUCUCACCACACCAUCCCCAUGGACGAUCCCCUCAUCAUCAUCAUGGUCCAAAUCACCUUCACAGCCCACCUCAUCACCAUGGGCCGAGAAGCAAUUAUGAAACGGACGACAGCAACAUUGCACCCCUCAAACCAGUUGGGGAUUUAUGCACAUGUGGAAAAACAAUAGUGAAACCGGCCAACGUUCCCAAACCGGCUUGCUCCGGAUGCACCGGCACGUCCUCCCACCACCACUACGCUUCCGGAUUCUCGCAUACUUCACACUCGCAUCAUGAACGUAAUCACCAUGGCCAUGAUCGUCACGACCGUGAUCACAACGACCAUGAUAAUCACGAUCGUGACCACAGCCGUAUUCACCACGACCAUGACCGUCACGACCGCGAUCACAACGACCGUGACCACAGCCGUAUUCACCACGGUCAUGAUCGUCACGACCGCGAUCACCACGGCCAUGAUCGUCACGACCGCGAUCACCACCACCGUGACCACAGCCGUACCUACCACGACCAUGACCGUCACGACCGCGAUCACCAUGACAAUUAUCGCCACGACCGCCAUCACCACGGUAGUGGUCACGACGGUCAUCAUCACAAUCUACACGACCGCCAUCACAACGACUAUAAUCAAGGCAUUCGAUACGGUGAAGGAGAACAAGGCCAUUCUGUUGUUUUACCCGUUGAUACGGAUCACUACGGCCCCAAUCACAUCAGAAGCCACCACCAGCACUCUGACUCACACCAUCACCAUAGCGGCGAUGCAGAUGCGACCUACUACCAAGUCGGGGGGACCGGUCCAGAAAGAUACGCCCCGGAACACGGUUACCCCACCCAACGCAGUCAUGUCGGUGAUUCCCUUAUCGACUACCCCAUCUGCGGCCUGCCAGUACUGCACCAGCCCAAAGUCCAGAUUCACACCUCGCAUGUGCCAGCGGACGCGAUUUCCAAGGCGAUCGUGCGCAAGGAACUCCAAAGCAAGCAGGCGGCUGUUGAGCAUCUCCAGUUCGGUUCGCGCACACCUCCGAAAGAGGAGACGAGCACUUACGUCGAGGCCCACAAGAAGCUCUUCCCCGAGGAAAGCUACUACAAGCUCAACGGUCAUACGUUAGAAUUGCCAAAGGUUUAUCACGCGGCACCGGUGGAAGAAGUCGAAAUUGAGGAGGAGGAGGAACCGGAACCCGAACCGGAACCGGUCGUAAUACAGCCGAUUUCCUACCACUCGAUCGGGUUUGUUCCGUGCAAAGUGCCACCCCCCAAGUUCAUAACUCCGGUGGUGCCCCAUCAUCACGUCGAACCAAUUCACGAGGAAAUCGUACCGUCGUGCGGCGUAGAAGGGCCGCCAUCAUGCGGCGAUGGCUACAAAAGCGGACAGGUAAUCAUCAAAAAUGUGCCGAUCUCUUCGGACGGUUCCGAAGUGACUUGCAAUGGAGAUGAAGGAAACCCGGAGUACUCCAGCGGAGCUACGUACACCUACUCGAAGUCUACCAGCAGCAGCAGCUCGGAUAGUCAAAGUUCGCAUUACAGAGGGACGGGAUGUGCCACUUGUGGAUUGUAAAUUGCACAGAACUGAUACGGAAUUUGUAAAAUAAACGAGUGAAUUUUA